Fonsecaea multimorphosa CBS 102226 is the source of this 726-nucleotide messenger RNA. RefSeq lists its product as uncharacterized. Bases 1 to 726 code for a protein of 241 amino acids. The record is from RefSeq and is a predicted model, not a curated record. The transcript has a single exon. Lineage: Eukaryota; Fungi; Ascomycota; Eurotiomycetes; Chaetothyriales; Herpotrichiellaceae.
AUGCCGCUGAUCGAGCUGCGGUCGCCAGGCGGGGAAUCAGUGUGGCCAGCCGUCGUGGAAUCGACAACAACCACACAGGACCAGUGGCUAAGUUACACGAGCACCACCAGCGAGCAGGAAUGGACCACCACGUCGACGCCAGAAGAGGGAUGGACCACGACGGGCUACACGACGCAGACCGGCUGGAUCACGAGCUACACCACGACGACGGACUGCGACUGUGAAUGGGAAUCCUCAACCACUUCCACCUCGUCAUGGUGUCCGACGCCCAUCAUCGUCACGCCCACCACGACGAAUCCGUACCCGAUUGUCACCACCACGCCCGCCGGCGUCAUUGUCGUCGAUGACCACCACCAUCACGGUCUCGCCCCAGGCGUCGUGGGCGGCAUCGUUCUCGGCGUCUUCUUCGGCGUUUUGUUACUUAUCCUCCUGUGCAUCUGCUGCUUCCGCAGUUAUCGCACCCGACCAUACUACGCCGGCUCCUCGUCCUCGUCCUCCAGCCACUCCCCCCGGCGGCGUAAGCCACCCGUGGUCGUCAUUGACCCUUACCCCAACAGACGCGACGCGAAUCUCACUUUCGUCGGCGGUGGGAAUUACCCCGGGACCAGGGUCAUGGUCACCAAAACUCAAAAGAUCUUUAUCAGACCUCCGCCUGUCAGGCAGGUCAGGACGGUGAGGGAGACGAGGAGAGCCGAGAAGAUUGUAGUCGUGGAGGAUGACGAUUGA